This is a messenger RNA of Erigeron canadensis, 869 nucleotides long. Its product is annotated as mavicyanin-like. Gene Ontology annotation, cellular component: plasma membrane. The coding region runs from base 143 to 568 and encodes 141 amino acids. NCBI's taxonomy places the organism in Eukaryota, Viridiplantae, Streptophyta, Magnoliopsida, Asterales, Asteraceae. The transcript has 2 exons. Gene Ontology annotation, molecular function: electron transfer activity. The record is from RefSeq and is a predicted model, not a curated record.
CUUAUAAAUACAUGCAUGCUCGUAAUUAAAGAGUAACAAACAAGUAGCACCCAAUUAUCUCAAAGAAAUUCUAACGCGAAAACCUUUUAGAAAUAAAAAGUGGGCAACCUGAGAAUUAAUUCAGCACACAAAAUAAAAAAAAAUGGCAGGAUUGAAGUCAACAAUGGUUGUGUUAGUGAUGAUCAUGGCUGCCUCACUCCAACUGCAGUUCACAGUUGCAAAAACAAGCCACGUUGUGGGAGACUCAUUGGGCUGGACUAUACCUCCAGGUGGAGACGCCACUUACACCAAAUGGGCUUCUAGACGUAAUUUCACCGUGGGCGACACUCUUAUUUUUAAGUUUCCGACUGGAUUACAUAAUGUUGCAGAAGUUCCACGGGCAGCUUAUGGCCCAUGCAACUACAUCAACACUCUCUCAAUCCAUCCAACUGGUCCUGCAACCAUUACCUUGACCCGGCCCGGUAAGCACUACUACAUCUGUGCCGUUUUGGGUCAUUGCCAAGUUGGUCAGAAAUUAACUAUUAAUGUUUCCCCUUCGAAGAGAAGUACUCCCAAAUCAAGACCAUGAUCUCCACUUUUGAGAGUUGCUUAAGAAAAUUUUCUAUGGUCUUUCCUUUCUUUGUCUAUUAAUUCCUGUUGUGUUACUUAUUGGUUUGUUGUUAUCUUUCCUUUAUUUUGGGGUUGUUAUAAUCUGUCAAUGGUUGUUAUUUUAUCGGUGAGCCUGAUUAUAUAUAAUUGGGUGAGUAUGUAAAGUUUUAGUAUGGGCUAAAAUAUGUGGUUAGCAAGUGUUAGAUGGGAAAUAAAAACGUUACUGUAAAAAUAUGUUUAUCCGCUGUAAAAUGAUGAAUUGUUAUAGUCAUGGGAUUUAA